Messenger RNA from Yamadazyma tenuis ATCC 10573, 870 nucleotides. RefSeq lists its product as uncharacterized. Gene Ontology annotation, cellular component: cytosol. Gene Ontology annotation, molecular function: transmembrane transporter activity; S-formylglutathione hydrolase activity. Lineage: Eukaryota; Fungi; Ascomycota; Pichiomycetes; Serinales; Debaryomycetaceae. Gene Ontology annotation, biological process: formaldehyde catabolic process; transmembrane transport. The record is from RefSeq and is a predicted model, not a curated record.
AUGUCCUUUAAAGUCGAAGCAGAAAUCUCCCAGUUUGGAGGAAAGUUAUACAAGUUGUCCCAUGAGUCUACAUCGACAAAUACAAAGAUGGACGUGAACGUCUACGUUCCUGGUUCGUCUCCAAAAACCAAGAUCCCUGUGUUGUUGUAUCUUUCAGGCUUAACUUGCACCCCAAAUAAUGCCACCGAGAAGUCAUUUUUACAGUACUUUGCUGGUAAGUACGGUUUCGCAGUGGUAUUCCCAGACACUUCUCCUCGUGGUGCCAACAUCGAAGGGGAAGAUGACUCCUGGGAUUUUGGAACUGGGGCUGGAUUCUAUGUUGAUGCUACAGAGGACAAAUGGCUGAAAAAUUACAACAUGUACUCAUAUGUACACAAGGAAUUGUUGACUGAACUUGAAAAGCACUUUUCGGCGUUGGACUUCUCCAAUAUCUCCAUCACUGGCCACUCAAUGGGAGGCUACGGAGCUUUGGCGGGUUUCUUCAAGAAUCCUGGACAGUACAAAUCGGUGAGUGCAUUUGCACCAAUUUCUAAUCCUCUGAGCUGUCCAUGGGGUGAAAAGAACUUUGGAAACUACCUUGGUUCCGACAAGUCCAAAUGGGAGGAAUAUGACCCCAGUCACUUGAUCAAGAAAUAUGCUGGUGCCAACCAACCGGAUAUUUUAAUUCACCAAGGUGCUGCGGACCCAUUCUACUUCAGAGAUCACCAAUUGCAACCAGAAAACUUGGUGGCUGCUGCAAAGGACUCGAACUACAAGGGAAAGGUCUUAUUGAAUGUAGUAGAAGGCUACGACCAUUCGUAUUUUUUUAUUAGUUCGUUUGUCGAGGACCACGCUAAGCACCAUAUAAAGUAUUUGGGGUUGUCUGAAUAA